CAAUGUCCCCUGUCCCAGGGGCCCUGUGUCACUGCACGCAGUCGCUGCGGCAGCGCCUGGACGAGCUGCGCCUGCUGCAGCUGCAGCGCCGGGGGGAGCGGGAGCUGCUGCGGGGCCGCUGGGGCCAGGCCCGGGAGCUGGUGCUGCACCUGCGGGGACAGCGCGGGGACAGCCACGGGGACAGCCACGGGGACAGCCAUGGUGACAGCAACGGGGACAGCAACAGGGAGAGCAACGGGGACAGCAACAGGGAGAGCAACGGGGACAGCCCUGAGGACACCACCGACACCCCCGGGGAUGACAGGGAUGCCAAGGACACCCCCAGGGACAUCAGGGACAUCCCUGGGGACGUCAGGGACACCCCUGAGGACACCAAGAACACCUCCGGGGACAUCAGGGACACCCUCAGGGACAUCAAGGACGCCCCCGGGGACAUCGGGGACACGCUUAGGGACACUCUCAGGGACACUGGGGACAUCUGCAGGAGCACCCCUGACACCAGCACCAAGGCUGGUGGCCCUGCGUGCCCGGGUGGCCGUGGCCGAGCUCCGGGCUCAGGACGUUUCCUGCGCGGCCGAGCUGCAGCUGCAGGGACUGCGGCGCCAGCUGGAGCAGGACAAGGCCCAGGUGCAGGCCCAGGUGACGUCGCUGCUGGGGGAGCUCCGGGAGAGCCAAAAUCGCCUGGAGAGGAGCCGGGCGGAGAGGGAGCACCUGGAGCGCAGGGCCCACGGUGACGCCGAGCGGUGCCAGCAGCUGGAGGAGGUGGCCCAGGGCCACCAGGUGCAGCUGGACCAGCUCCGGCUGCAGGUGACCAACCUGGAAACCGCCCUGAGGGUGGAGCGGCGCGGGGCCACCGAGGAGAAGAGGAAGCUGGUGCAGCUGCAGGCCGCCUACCAUCACCUGUUCCAGGAGUACGACGCCCACAUCAAGGCCAGCCUGGAGGGGGACAAACGGAGCCAGGUGACCCAGGAGCAGCUGAGUCUGCACUUGUGGGCCAGGGGGUCCCCCCAACCCCCCCCAAAUUCCCCAUUUCCCAGGGCCCGUCUGGAGGAGAUGCGGAACCGCCACUCGGAGCCGGCCCCGGCCCCGGCCCCAGCGGGGGGUUUUGGGGGGCUCCUGCCGCCCCCCGAGGAGGGGCCCGACCUGUGCUGCCCCAAGUGCCAGUACAAGGCUCCGGACAUGGACACGCUGCAGAUCCACGUCAUGGACUGCAUCAAGUGAGGGGGGCCCAAAACCCCCCCAGCACCCCAAAAACAGCCCCAGGGCACCCCAGAAUCACCCCCAGGGGCACCCCAAAACUCCCAGGAGCCUCAACCCAGGGGGGACCCCAAAAACCCCCAGAUAAUCCUCUGGGAAUCCCCUCUCUGGAUCUACGGCAGGGAUUGGAUCAGGUGUGGGGGGAGCACCCCAAAAUCACCCCCAGGACCCCCCCAAACCCCCCUAGAGCCUCAGCCUGGGGUUUUGGGGCUUGGGAACCCCAAAUAUUCCUCUGGGAAUCUCCUCUCUGGAUCCACGGCAGGGAUUGGAUCAUUUUGGGGGGGGGCACCUCAAAACCCCCUCAUGGAACCCCAAAAUCCUCCCAGGGAACCCCA
This is a messenger RNA of Pyrgilauda ruficollis (rufous-necked snowfinch), 1592 nucleotides long. RefSeq names its product inhibitor of nuclear factor kappa B kinase regulatory subunit gamma (gene IKBKG). The coding region runs from base 199 to 1221 and encodes 340 amino acids. Lineage: Eukaryota; Metazoa; Chordata; Aves; Passeriformes; Passeridae. The transcript has 8 exons. Gene Ontology annotation, cellular component: cytoplasm; nucleus; IkappaB kinase complex. Gene Ontology annotation, molecular function: K63-linked polyubiquitin modification-dependent protein binding. The record is from RefSeq and is a predicted model, not a curated record. Gene Ontology annotation, biological process: positive regulation of canonical NF-kappaB signal transduction.